ACAUCCCUCCUCACAAAGAAAGAAAAUUAACUGCAAACCCUCAUUUCUCUAUUUUGCAUGCUCUGCUUCUUAGAAACAGAGCAUAUAAUGGCUUCUCUAGCAUUCUCCUCUUCCUUCUUCUUCAUGCUCUUCCUCUCACUCUCUGCUUCAUCAUCAGAGGCAGGAUCUAUCGGAAUAAACUAUGGCAGGAUAGCCAACGACCUACCUCAACCGGAGAAGGUGGUGGAGCUUCUGAAGGCUCAGGGUCUCAACCGCGUGAAGCUCUACGACACCGACGCCACGGUCCUAACAGCACUAGCAAACUCAGACAUCAAGGUGGUGGUCGCCAUGCCCAACGAGCUUCUCUCCUCCGCCGCCGCUGACCAGUCCUUCACCGACGCAUGGGUCAAGGCCAACAUCUCCAGCUACCACCCCGCCACCCAAAUCGAAGCCAUCGCCGUCGGCAACGAAGUCUUCGUGGACCCCAAAAACACCACCAAGUUCCUCGUCGCCGCCAUGAAGAACGUGCACGCUUCACUCACCAAACAGGGCCUCGACUCCGCCAUCAAAAUCUCCUCUCCCGUCGCGCUCUCCGCGCUCCAAAACUCCUACCCUGCCUCCGCCGGUUCGUUCAAAACCGAACUUAUCGAACCGGUGAUCAAACCCAUGCUAGAUUUUCUCCGCCAAACGGGGUCCUACCUCAUGGUGAACGCGUAUCCGUUCUUCGCGUACGCCGCAAACGCCGAUCAGAUCUCUAUCGACUACGCUCUGUUCAAGGAGAAUCCCGGAGUUGUUGAUUCCGGUAAUGGGUUGAAAUACACCAACCUCUUCGACGCCCAGCUCGACGCCGUUUUCGCCGCCAUGUCGGCGCUGAAAUACGACGACGUUAAAGUCGCCGUGACGGAAACAGGGUGGCCUUCCUCCGGCGACUCCAACGAGGUCGGAGCAGGUCAGGAAAAUGCAGCGGCGUACAACGGAAACUUGGCCCGCCGCGUGCUUAGCGGCGCCGGAACCCCUCUGCGGCCGAAGGAAGCUCUCGACGUCUUCCUCUUCGCACUGUUCAACGAGAACCAGAAACCGGGACCUACAUCGGAGAGGAACUACGGGCUGUUCUACCCCAGUGAGAAGAAGGUGUACGACAUUCCGCUCACGGCGGCGGAAGUGAAUGGCACCGGCGUCGGGAAGGUUCAGGUUCCGGUGAGUGGUGAUGUUUCUCCAGCGGCUGGUGGUGGUGGAAGGACGUGGUGCGUGGCGAAUGGUGGUUACUCGGAGGAGAAGCUGCAGGCGGCGCUUGACUAUGCUUGCGGCGAGGGUGGGGCGGAUUGCAGUGCGAUUCAGCCGGGUGCCACGUGUUAUGAUCCUAACACGUUGGAGGCGCACGCUUCGUUUGCUUUCAACAGUUACUAUCAGAAGAAGGCACGUGGUACUGGCACGUGUGAUUUUGGUGGUGCUGCCUAUGUUGUUACUCAAGCUCCUAAGUAUGGGACAUGCGAAUUUCCUACGGGAUACUAAAUGGAUUGGACAGAGAUGGAGUGGGUUAGGUGGAGCAUUGAAUUUGAUUCAAUGAUUUGGUUGGGUUGGGUGCAAUUUUAGGUUUUUACUCUUUGUUUUUCUAUGUAGCACGCGGUUAGGGACAUGCGUUACUUGGACUAUAAUUCUUAUUAGUUUAAUUUUAGUAGUGUGGUUACAAUAAAUAUUCAUCAUUAGUUGGGAGGAUUAUAUCGGUUUCUUUGACUCAUUUGUUUGUAAUUAUCCCUAUUUAUUAUUUUUAUUGAAGAGUUAUAGAUUUCAUUUCUUAGA
Molecule: messenger RNA, 1779 nt
Organism: Lotus japonicus
Lineage: Eukaryota; Viridiplantae; Streptophyta; Magnoliopsida; Fabales; Fabaceae
Product: glucan endo-1,3-beta-glucosidase 12
Exons: 3
Coding region: 58-1491 (477 amino acids)
Biological process (GO): carbohydrate metabolic process
Cellular component (GO): plasma membrane
Molecular function (GO): hydrolase activity, hydrolyzing O-glycosyl compounds
Source: RefSeq, a predicted model, not a curated record